GCGGGGGAAAACAACGUCACCAUAUUGUGGCGUGACGCAGCUGACGAUGUAAACAAGAGCGGACAGUCGCGCAGGCCGGGGACAACCUUCACUUCACUGCACCGCACCGAACAUGGGCCUGCCCGUCACCGUUAAAGUCAACUUCCGUGGGAACGUCAAGAGAUUCCUGGCCAGCGACCUGGACAAGCUGGAGUGGAGCUCCGUGGAAGCCUGGAUUAAAGCCUCGUUCGGAAUCAACCACUUUCAAGUCAAGUACUUUGACGAGGAGAGUGAAGAGAUUUGCAUCAACAGUCAAGAUGAGUACGACGAAGCCAUCAAGAGCGCGGAGAAGCAAGGCAACCACCUCAACAUGAACGUGUACAAGAUGAAGGGACAAGCCUGCGGGGGCCCGCUCAAGACCGAGGUCAAGGAGCUGAAGGGGGACCUGCGACCCGCGCCGCCUUAUCCGUCCCGGGUGAAGACGGUGGACAAGGGCACGCAGGUCACGCCGGAACGAGAAGCGGUGGCCGCCAAAGACUGCAAGGGCACUAAAGCAGAAGAUGAGCCUCCUCCCAUGUGGUUUAGAUCCUACAUGGAGAAGUUCAAAGACGAGGUGGUGAAGGAGGUGGUGGAGAGGAUGUGCAGCGACUUCUCUGGCCAGUGUUGCACACACAAGUCUCCUGCAGCGCCCCCCGAGCCCAGCGGGCCCAGCUGUGCUCCCAUAGGUCCCAGGCCCGGGCCCCCCGCCGCCACCAUGGGACCCAGGCCGGGCCCCUCCACCUCAGGCGGGUCUCUGGGUUACACCCCAAACUGCAGCAGCUGCAACAAGCUGACCUCUGAAGGAGCCUACAAGUGCAGCGUUUGCCCGUCCUGCAUCCUGUGCGAGAUGUGCCGCCACAGCCACGACCCCAGCCACAACCUGGUGAGAACCAAGACGCCGCUCUCCAUCCCCGAGCACGGCAUGUCGGGAGAGUCCAGCAGGUUCCCGCGGCGAGGAGACCGGACGGUGCGCAAGGCGGAGCGACAGCGGCUGAAGGCGGAGCGGAGGCAGCUGCGAGCCGAAGUGAAGGAAAUGAAGAAGAAACUGAGACUGGAGAAGCGGGGCCUGCAGUGGAGCGGACCCUCCACCUCAGGCAGGGCCGCCCUGACUAACACGGCCUCCACCCAGGCCCCCUCAGACACAGCCUCAGGUCCCGCCCCCGACCCCCAGGCCUCCAGUCCAGAGGGUCCCGGGGCCUUGCUGCCCACUAUGGCCGCCUUGUUUCUGGAUGAAAAUCUGCCCGACGGCACCCGUCUGGAGCCCGGGACCAAGUUCGUCAAAUACUGGAAGAUGAGGAACUCUGGGACUAUCGGCUGGACCGCAGAGACCAAGCUGGUGUUCAUGUGGGGGAACCUCGGCCUGGCGUCCAACGGCAAACUGGCGGUGCCGGCGCCUCUGCUGCUGCCCGGGCAAGUGGGCGUGGUGAGCGUGACCUUCGUGGCCCCCGUGCUGGAGGGCACGUACACCUCCCACUGGCGCCUGGCGCACGGCGGCCAGCAGUUCGGCCCGCGCGUGUGGUGCAGCAUCGUGGUGGACGGCCUCAACGCUCCCCAGCACCAGCAGACGCCACCGCAGCUGAGGUCAUCAGCCGAGGACGAGGGGGACGUCGGCGGCGAGGGCCCCUUCCUGCCUUACGUGGACCUGCUGACCGCACAGGAUCUCCUGUCCUUCGAGUUAAUGGACAUAAACAUUGUGCAGGAGUUGGAGAAGGUCCCUACCAACACUCCCGUGGAUCUGACACCGUGCAUGUCCCCGCUGCCCCACGACCUCCCACAGAAAGACCACACAGACGCCCCAAAAUGUUUUGGAGGGAAACAGAAGCACCCGUGGGAGGCGGCCAUCCAGGAGGAGGAGCGUGACGAGGAGAUCAGUGGCGCUCAGUUCCUGUUCGAGACGGUCAUCCGCUCCCUCACCCUGGAGGAGGCCCCCGACCACAAGCCUGUACGGACCAGACACCAUUCCUGCAACCGCCUGCCCAAGAUUUUCCCCUGGGUCUGCGAGCCCGGCUCAGGGCAGGCGUGUGAGCAGAGCCAGCGAGAAGGAAAAGAGAAUGACGGCCCCCUGGCGGAGAGUUUAGCUCCUCCCCCCUUUUUAUUUCUCAGCCAGCUGGAAGAGAUGACAGCUUCGCCUGCUAGCUGGCGUCACCGUGACGACGACGACGACGACGACAACGACGACGACUGCAAAGAUUGCAAAGUGGAAGAAUGGGACGAGGUCAGCAGCAUGACGUCCUCCUCGUCCUCCUGCGAUGACUUCAUCAUCGUCCUCCCCGACUGCUUUGACACCAGCCGUCCACUAGGGGAGUCCAUGUACAGCUCCGCCAUGUCGCAGCCCGACACUGUCGUCACGGCAACCCUGGCCAGCCCGGAGAUGCUGCAGGAGGAGGACUACGCCUCCGACGUGGGCGGGGAGGAGGAGGAGGAGAAGGAGAAGGAGGAGGAGCAGAGUGUGGUGGACCAGGACCUGGACCUGGACCUGGACCUGGUUGGGGGCAGCCAGUCCCUCACCAUCCACAGCAGCGUCAACCAGAUGCUGUGCGCCUCUCAGACCCUGGAGGCCGCCACGCUCACGCCGGAGGUGGUGCCCGCGCCGCCGGCCCUCUACUCCCCCAGGUCUGAGGCGCUGUACUUGGCCGAGGACGCCUGCCAUGAAGCAGACCGCUCGCACACGCCCAGAGUCCACGCCAACGUUCCUUUCGGUCUGUCCAGAUCUGCUGGCUCAGCAUCCAGUGCCUUCGAGACAUACUACCCCAGACCAAGCAACGCACUGCAGCCCAGGGGCCAAGGCGGCAUCACAGAGGGACUGGUCAAAGGAGCCCUUUCAGUUGCGGCGUCCGCUUACAAGGCUCUGUUCACCGGGCCCAACUGUCCCAUACAGCGAGGCGUGGACCCAGCAGGGCGCCAGGACCCGUCCCUGAUGGCCAUGCUGCUGGAGAUGGGCUUCAUGGACCGCCGUGUGAACCAGCGGCUGCUGAGGAAGCACGGCUACAACCUGCUGCACACCGUCAACGAGCUGGUGCAGAUGGCGGAGGACGCUGCGCCCCAGCGGGCCCUGGAGGCUCGCCACUGACUGGCUCACUCACGCCACCUAGCUUUGUUUCCCAGCAACAACAACUCCACCAGUGUUCAUUUGGACCAAGCUGACCUUUGAUCUUUCUAGGCUCUUUCUCACCACUCUUGUUUCUUACAUGGGCUUCUUCUUCUUCUUCUUCUUCUUCUUCUUCUUCUUCUCCUUCUUCUUCUCCUUCUCCUCCUCCUCCGUGGCCAAGUCUGAAUGUUCUAGAAGUGUAUGGUAGAGUAGAGAGGGAAUAUUCUCUGCCUGAAUCUUUUUAUUCCAGUACUGUUUCUCUCUUACUAGACGUGACGUGUGGAAUGUAAACAAAGUCUAUUUACACGCUCGCACCAAAACUAGCCAUGGUCUUGGAGCAUGUCAACACAGUCCUCCAGCUGGAGUAGUACCAGGCUUCAUCACUACUUGGUUGUUAGUCCUCCAGCUGGAGUAGUACCAGGCUUCAUCACUACUUGGUUGUUAGAGUCCUCCAGCUGGAGUAGUACCAGGCUUCAUCACUACUUGGUUGUUAGAGUCCUCCAGCUGGAGUAGUACCAGGCUUCAUCACUACUUGGUUGUUAGUC
Molecule: messenger RNA, 3651 nt
Organism: Entelurus aequoreus (snake pipefish)
Lineage: Eukaryota; Metazoa; Chordata; Actinopteri; Syngnathiformes; Syngnathidae
Gene: nbr1a
Product: NBR1 autophagy cargo receptor a
Exons: 22
Coding region: 113-3088 (991 amino acids)
Biological process (GO): macroautophagy
Cellular component (GO): phagophore assembly site
Molecular function (GO): ubiquitin binding
Source: RefSeq, a predicted model, not a curated record